This is a messenger RNA of Vigna unguiculata (cowpea), 947 nucleotides long. It is a transcript of the gene NDHM, whose product is annotated as subunit NDH-M of NAD(P)H:plastoquinone dehydrogenase complex. Lineage: Eukaryota; Viridiplantae; Streptophyta; Magnoliopsida; Fabales; Fabaceae. Gene Ontology annotation, molecular function: oxidoreductase activity, acting on NAD(P)H, quinone or similar compound as acceptor. The record is from RefSeq and is a predicted model, not a curated record.
AAAGCUAGUGAGAAACCGAUAUAAAGGCAACCACCACGAAAUAAAACCUUAGCAACAACGAACAACACAACCUUGAAUCAUGGCCACGAGUUGCUCCUACAUGGUUUCCACCAAAUUGUCGAUGUUGGGUUGGAGUGGAGGAAGAAGAGAAGUGAGAAACCGGAGAAGAGUUUUUGUCUCAGCCCAACAACAGAGCGAUGUUCAGGAAGCAGAGGACGUGAAGGAGAAAGAGCAGGAACAGGUACAGAGAGAGAAAGCGAAGCCAAAAGGAACGAAACCAAGGCCAGUGGAACCUCAGGUGAACGUGAAGAGCAAAAACAUGAUAAGGGAAUAUGGAGGGCAGUGGUUGAGCUGCACCACGCGCCAUGUCAGGAUCUUCGCAGCCUAUAUCGACCCUGUAACUUUUGAGUUCGAUCAAACCCAGAUGGAUAAGCUCACCCUUAUUCUUGAUCCCACCGAUGAGUUUCUGUGGAACCCUGACACCUGCAACAUGGUCUAUUCUUACUUCCAGGAACUCGUUGAUCACUACGAGGGUGCUCCAUUGAACGAUUACACCCUUCGUCUCAUUGGUUCGGACAUUGAGCACUACAUUAGAAAGAUGUUAUACGAUGGACUAAUCAAGUAUAACAUGAAUGCGAGGGUUCUCAAUUUCAGCAUGGGCAAGCCACGGAUCAUGUUCGACAAUGAAAUCAAACCUCAAGUUUCAAUGGACAAAUGAUUUCUGAAUACACCAACAAAAGUGGUUUGCAUGUGAUUGUUUUGUAAAUUAUCAAAAAGAAACUCUAAUCCAACAUUAGAUGGUUUUCGGAGUUGAGUGAAACUGGUGCGAACCAAAUUAUAGUUACAGAUACAGAGUAUUCUUACUGUCUGUAAUAUACCUUCCGUUCAUCGCUUAUGUUACUAAACUGGUAUAAAUUAUAAUCACUCACUCACCUCUGCUACACAUA